This is a messenger RNA of Colletotrichum acutatum, 1592 nucleotides long. RefSeq names its product peptidase C13 family protein. Gene Ontology annotation, molecular function: GPI-anchor transamidase activity. The coding region runs from base 116 to 1366 and encodes 416 amino acids. Lineage: Eukaryota; Fungi; Ascomycota; Sordariomycetes; Glomerellales; Glomerellaceae. The record is from RefSeq and is a predicted model, not a curated record. Gene Ontology annotation, biological process: proteolysis; attachment of GPI anchor to protein. Gene Ontology annotation, cellular component: GPI-anchor transamidase complex. The transcript is spliced from 2 exons.
UUUCAAUCGGUCGUGACAUUCUCUCAUUUCCACUCGUCUCCCUUGCGACGACAGUACAUGACCUUGUAACACCUUCCCGCCAUUCACGACUUCAUUGAUUCGAAUCACCGUCAUAAUGAAGCUAUCACGAUUCCUCCAGUUACCAGUCCUCCUGGCUGCCUCGACCCUCGCCCCCGCGGUGCUCGCCGAGCACACCAGCAACUGGGCCGUCCUCGUCUGCACAUCGCGGUUCUGGUUCAACUACCGCCACCUCGCCAACGUGCUCUCCAUCUACCGCACCGUAAAGCGCCUUGGCAUCCCCGACUCCCAAAUCAUCCUCAUGCUCCCCGACGACAUGGCCUGCAACCCGCGCAAUGCCUUCCCCGGAACAGUCUACAGCAACUCGGACCGUGCUGUCGAUCUGUACGGCGACAACAUCGAGGUGGACUACCGCGGAUACGAGGUGACUGUUGAGAACUUUAUCCGCCUACUUACCGACCGCGUCGGCGACGAGAUGCCCCGCAGCAAGCGCCUUCUGACGGACGACCGAAGCAACAUUCUCGUAUACAUGACAGGCCACGGUGGAAACGAGUUCCUCAAGUUCCAGGAUGCUGAGGAAAUCGGUGCUUUCGAUCUGGCUGAUGCCUUUGAACAGAUGUGGGAGAAGAAGAGAUACCACGAGAUCCUCUUCAUGAUCGACACCUGCCAAGCAAACACAAUGUACAGCAAGCUCUACUCCCCCAACAUCAUCGCCACCGGCUCCUCAGAGCUCGACCAGUCCUCCUAUUCCCACCACGCUGACAACGACGUCGGCGUCGCUGUCAUCGACCGCUACACCUACUACAACCUCGAGUUCCUCGAAUCGCAAGUCCAAGACCUGAGUUCUAAGAAGACGGUCGGCGAGCUCUUCGACAGCUACACGUACGAAAAGAUCCACUCCCACGCCGGCGUGCGCUACGACCUCUUCCCCGGCGGCGCCGACGCUGCGCGUAGCCGUCGCAUCACCGACUUUUUCGGCAACGUGCAGAACGUCGAGGUCGACGGCGCCAAGAACAUGGUGCUCGACGAGGAGCUACUGGAGCUCAGCCAGAAGAUCGCCGCGCUCAAGCAGCGGGCCCAGGAGGCGGAUGCGGCGGCCAAGAAUGCGUCAUUGGCGGAGGGCGCAAAGGGCCAGACUCCGGAUGUGAAGACGAGGGCUAAGAGGGUGCAGAUGGCGAAGCCGCUCACGAAUGAGAAUUGGUGGGAGAAGAAGAUUAUCGGGGUCACGGCCUUGAUUGGAUGCGCGCUUCUCUGGGCUUUGGGGUCGUACUAUGAGGCGCCAAAGAAGAGAGCCGAUGAUGCUAAGACGGCCACGGGGCAGAAUGGCCAUGCCACCGUCAAAGCAUGAUCUUUUCUCUUUCCCACUUUCUUGUAUUUUAAUGUCUUUAGUUCACUUGCACGAUGUGCAUUAAGCAUGGCGUUUCAUGGGAUAUGGAAGGGAAUGAUUCAAUUAUAGCUUGAGGGCUGGUUUCAAGCUUUAUCAAUAAUCAGCAAGGAAAGCUCACGACUGCUCCAAAAACGAGGAGAAAAUUCAAUACAUUGCCUGAGUAUACCCAUACUUCACCUUCAUGUCA